Molecule: messenger RNA, 2291 nt
Organism: Populus trichocarpa (black cottonwood)
Lineage: Eukaryota; Viridiplantae; Streptophyta; Magnoliopsida; Malpighiales; Salicaceae
Product: mechanosensitive ion channel protein 1, mitochondrial
Exons: 7
Coding region: 428-2032 (534 amino acids)
Biological process (GO): transmembrane transport
Cellular component (GO): membrane
Source: RefSeq, a predicted model, not a curated record
AGCACUUUCAAUUACAUUUGAGCCGUGCUAUCCAAAAUCACUAGGUAGAACGGGGUGGUGCCUGCCUUGUAAAUCUUGUCAGUCAACAUGAGCUUAUUCCCGAAAAAGAAAGAACGUACUUACACCUUUUGUGUGCGCUUUGGUUCCGAAUUUCACCGUAGUUGAAUAGCUAUUUUAUUCCGUCCCUCCACUGCAUGGAGUCAAGGGUUGCUCUGAGAAGCAGGAUCCGUUGGCUUUGAAAGCACGCUGGUUUUUCUCUGCUCACUUUGGAGAGCUUAAUGGGCCAUAGUAGCCAAAAUAUCUAAAUCACCCUGCGCAUCUUGGUUGAUACUUUUGACAUGCUCUUACUUGCAAAUUGGUAUUAGAUUUUAUUUAUUUAUUCAUGAAUUGUUUUUAUUGAAUUCCUCUCGUGUUGUAAGUUGCUACAAUGGCUGGACUUAGGCUUUCAAUGCUAAAAAAUUCGCUCUGUAUUUCCAUUAACUCCCUUUCAUGGCAAUCACUUCAGUUUUGUAAUGUUCAUGGAAGUACUCUAAGAUCAGCAUAUGCUAUCAUAAAUCGUGGUUAUUACAAAGAUGAAUCAAGAUUGGCUGGAAAUCUGACAAAUUUUAAAGUUGUGAGAUCUGACACUUGUGUCAAUAGCCAAUCUUAUAGGAUUGAACCCGUGAGAGGAUUUUCGUCAACUUCAUCGAAUGUGUUGUUUCGAAGUGCUGUUCCUUUCAUUUCAAUGAGACCCGAGCUGAGCUAUCGAUCAUUCUCUUGGUCAUCUGGUGCCAAAGUUGAUAAACCUGUCGGUAAUGAAGUUCCAGCUUCAUCCGGUGGAAAUGAUGUGGAUGUUAGUAACAGUGGUGCUAUUGUAAGUGACUGGAUUAAUAAGGUUAAAGAAGCUUGGCAAAGUACAGUGGAUGCAGUAACUUAUUCUGGCCAAAAGGCUAUAGAGACAUCCGAUGAACUGACCCCAUAUGCUCAGCAGUUGCUUGAUUCACAUCCGUAUCUUAAAAAUGUUGUUGUUCCAGUUGGUUCGACUUUGACUGGUACCGUAGUGGCUUGGGUGGUGAUGCCUAGACUUUUGAGGCGAUUUCACAAGUAUUCAUUGCAAACUCCUGCUGCUUUGCUAUCUGGAGGCAUAUCUGGGGAGCAAAUUCCAUAUGAGAAAAGCAUAUUGGGUGCUUUGGAAGAUCCUUUGAGAUAUUUAAUCACCUUCAUGGCAUUUUCUCAAAUUGCUGUGAUGGUGGCACCUACUACGAUUGCUUCUCAAUAUAUAGCACAAGUAUGGAGGGGUGCUGCUAUUCUUUCUUUUGUAUGGUUUCUGCAUCGGUGGAAGACAAAUGUGUUUAAUCGUGUGAUAGCUUCAGCAACGGUAGAUCAGGAAAAGCUGUUAACUCUUGAUAGAGUUUCUUCUGUUGGUCUUUUUGUUAUUGGACUGAUGGCUUUAGCUGAGGCUUGUGGGGUAGCAGUGCAAUCUUUUCUGACUGUGGGUGGCAUUGGAGGAGUUGCUACUGCUUUUGCUGCCAAAGAUGUCCUUGGGAAUGUUCUCAGUGGGUUGUCUAUGCAAUUUUCAAAGCCCUUUUCACUUGGAGAUACAAUAAAGGCUGGGUCUAUAGAAGGUCAAGUGGUUGAAAUGGGACUUACAACCACUUCCUUACUGAAUGUUGAGCAAUUCCCUGUACUCGUUCCAAAUUCUUUGUUUUCCAGUCAGGUAAUUGUGAACAAGUCUCGUGCCCAAUGGCGUGCAGUUGUCUCCAAAAUUCCUGUGAUAGUUGAUGACAUGGAGAAGAUACCCCAGAUAUCAAAUGACAUCAAGAGCAUGCUAAAUUCAAACCCAAACGUUUUCUUGGGAAAGGAGGCUCCUUACUGUUACUUAUCUAGAAUAGAAAGUUCAUUUGCCGAACUGACUCUUGGUUGCAAUCUCAAGCAAAUGAGCAAAGAUGAAUUAUACACUACGGAGGAAGACAUUCUUCUGCAGUCAGUCAGGAUAAUAAAGGAGCGUGGUGCUAAAUUAAGCAGCACAUGGCAGGACAGUACCGGUCAGUGAUACAGUGACAAUGCUGAUAAAUGAGGUUCCGUAUGAUGGAGCUCGGACCCUUCUCUUCAUACACUGAACUUUAACAUCAUACUGCGCAGAAAUGUGAAGUGAAAAUGGGUCUGUCCACAGUAUCAGUUUCAUCAUGAUUUUGAUUCCUGUGUUGUUUUGGUCCAUAUGUAAAGAAGAAAAGAAAAGAUAUCAUUUGUAAAGGUUGACAGGAUGCUAACUCAAGUUGACAGAAAAACAGGUUUUUAACUUUCUUGACCAA